AUCAGUGCAGUAUAUCAUAUGCGUUGUUACACUUAUUCUAUAUUCGUAUCACAGAGGAGGGUGGAAUAUGAAAUGUAAAGUAUCGCGACGAUGAGCUCCUUCGGCACAUGCAAGCUGUGCGGCGAGAAGAUCUCUUAUAGUCCAGAUCACAUCCAUAACUAUGGCAUGCACCUCAUCGAGAAGCAUCCGGAGCUGGACUUUGCGCACUUUGCGUUAAUGUAUGAGCCCACAUCGAAGAAGAAUGGAAAUUGUUCUUGUGGUUGUGGAUGUGAUGCUGAUGAUUGUAUUCGUCGAGGUAAAGGUGGAAAGCACCGAGCGCGACAUUACCGAACUACCAUUCAAAGUUGGAAAUGCUCCCAAAAUCCUUUACUCUGCCCUCGAUGCGGUAAAAAGAAUGCACCGUUGAUCAAACGCCAGCGUCAUAAAUUGACCGGGUCAACAGGACUCGCGUGCAUGUUGCUGGGAUGCUGGCCGUUCUGUUUUCUACCGUUCAUCAUCAGCGGCAGCGAUUUGUUCUACUUGUACUGCAAGGAAUGCGGCUUCUACAUCGGCAUGUACGACCGACGCGUGAGCGCCAUUGACAAAGGACCCCCGUGCCGCAUGCCUGCCGCCGAUGGCGAUCCACAGAUUUGCGGCUGUCACUGACGCCCAGCUACUUUCAAGCAAUCCGAGAUUCCUAGAUUUCCAGCUGCUUCCUAAUCUUUGUGCCGCAAUAACUCCAGCGAGUCCACUGUGUGUCUGCUCUACACUGCCGGCGUUUAUAUAUAAUUUGUCAUUUCAUCCAGUAUCGCCAUGUAGCAGCGUUGCUUUUUUCCAAAUCCAGGUCAACACGAAAUAUAUUGCACUCUUAAAUCUUC
Messenger RNA from Dalotia coriaria, 857 nucleotides. RefSeq lists its product as uncharacterized. The coding region runs from base 91 to 645 and encodes 184 amino acids. The record is from RefSeq and is a predicted model, not a curated record. The transcript has 2 exons. NCBI's taxonomy places the organism in Eukaryota, Metazoa, Arthropoda, Insecta, Coleoptera, Staphylinidae.